AUGACAGUGUCCAAUCAAACCUUUGAGAACAGAUUCGUUCUCAUUGGCCUCACCAAUAUCCCAUACCUACAGGAAUUAUAUCUCUUAAUAUUUUUGAUAAUAUAUAUAAUCACAGUGUUAGGAAACUCUCUGUUUAUCGUUGUGGUCAGAAUAAAUAUAAAAUUACAGACACCCAUGUAUUUUUUCUUAAGCCACCUUUCAAUUAUUGAUGUCUGCUUUUCUUCUGCCGUAGUACCUAAGCUUCUGGUGAUCACCUUCUCCCAGGAUAAAAGUGUUUCUCUCUUGGAGUGUGCUACACAGAUGUAUGUUAGUUUAGUUCUAGGAGCAACUGAGUGUUUAAUUCUGGCUGUUAUGGCCUAUGACAGAUAUGCAGCUAUCUGUAAACCACUACACUACAAUACAAUCAUGAACAAGAGGUUGUGCAUUUGUCUGGCUUUAGGCUGCUGGGGAGUUGGUGUUAUUAACUCUACCAUCCAUGUGUUCUUUACAUUUCAACUGCCUUUUUGCAGGUCACGCCACAUUAACCAUUUUUUCUGUGAGGUCCCUCCAUUUUUUCGUCUGUCUUGCCAAGAUACUUGGUUCAAUGAGUUAGCAAUGUACAUAUCAGCCUGUAUAAUUGCCAUAUGUGCAUUCUUUUUGACUCUGAUAUCUUAUAUCUAUAUAAUCUCAUCCAUUGCCAAGAUCCGUGCUCCUCAAGGAAGAUAUAAAGCUUUUUCCACCUGUGCAUCCCAUCUCACAGUGGUAGCUGUGUACUACGGCACCAUCAUGUUCAUAUAUUUGCACCCUCAUUCAGCCUAUUCUCCUGAAAUGGGCAAAAUAGUGUCUAUUAUAUAUACAUCUGUAACUCCGAUGCUCAAUCCCAUCAUCUACAGUAUAAGAAAUCAGGAUAUCAAAAGCACCCUAAGAAAAAAUACUUAUAAAGCAUUCUCUAAAUGCAUUUAA
Molecule: messenger RNA, 942 nt
Organism: Xenopus laevis (African clawed frog)
Lineage: Eukaryota; Metazoa; Chordata; Amphibia; Anura; Pipidae
Product: olfactory receptor 2G6
Exons: 1
Coding region: 1-942 (313 amino acids)
Source: RefSeq, a predicted model, not a curated record